Molecule: messenger RNA, 1808 nt
Organism: Spodoptera litura
Lineage: Eukaryota; Metazoa; Arthropoda; Insecta; Lepidoptera; Noctuidae
Source: RefSeq, a predicted model, not a curated record
ACCACCAAUACAUUGCCGACCGUCACAGCGACCGCACAUUUUAAAAUAAAUAACUUGGAGCUUUUUAAAAAGUUGUGUCAGUGAUUAUAUCGUCCCUUCAACGUAAAUCUUUACAGGACCUAAUUUCAUGAUGAAGGUCAUACUAUUAUGCCUGGCCUUCGCAGCUGUGACUCUGGCAAUGCCAGUAGCCGAAGAGAAACCUGAUGUGGUUGCACAAGCUCCAUCAGUUGCGGCAAAACCUGAAGAGAUCAACGACCAACCCGCUCCAGCAGAAGACAAGAAAGUCGAGGAAGCUCCCCAAUCAAAGGAAGCUGAAAAAGAACCUGAAGCCAAGAAUGCACCUAUAGAAGAAAAAAAACCCGAAGUCAAAGACGAACCUGAAAAGGCCCCAGAACCUCAAGCGAAAGAAGUUGUACCUGAAGUAAAAUCAGCAGAACCUGAACCUGAAAAGAAACCUGAAUCCAGUGAUUCUGCAGAAUCAAAAUCUGAAGAGAAAGUUGUAGAGCCGGAAUCUAAGCCAGUUGAAGAGCCUAAGCCGGCUGAGGAGCCUAAACCAGUUGAGGAGCCCAAAGCUGCUGAAGUGCCAGCUAUAGUAAAUGAAGUACCCAAGGAUGCAUCUGCUAAGGCAGCUGCGUUGCCCGAGGAAAAUAUUGACGUUGUUACUGCUGUGAAAAAUGAUGCCGGUAUCGCUGAUGACGUCAUGAUGCCCGAUGUUUUGAUCCCAACACCAGUGAAGAAAAUUGACUUGCCUGAGGUACCAGCCGCUGUCGUUGAACCUGAACCAAAAAAAUCUGAACCAUCUGCUCCCGUGGAAGAACCUGCUAAGGCUGAGGUAAGCAAACCAGAAGAACCUAAAGAAGAAGUUAAGGCUGCAGAGACCGCCUCCGAUGCUGUGCCUGCUGUCUCAAAAUCGGAAGAGAGUUCUGAGGAUAGCCUACGUGUAGUCCGUAACACAGUCGAUGGUAAACUGGUUGUUGCUGCUGAGGACAAACCUGAGCCUGCUGCUGAAAACAAACCUGAGGCAGUUGCGGAAAGCAAACCUGAGCCAGUAGCUGAAAGCAAAGCUGCACCUGUUGAAGAGAAGAAACCUGAAGUUGUUGAGGCGAGCAAACCUGAAUCUGUUGUAGAAAGCAAACCUGAACCCGCUGUAGAAUCCAAAUCCGCGCCUGUCUCAGAGAACAAACCCGUUGAAGAAGCUAAACCAGAGGCUCAGCCUGCCGAAGCUGCCAAAGAAGCUGAGGUUCCCAAAGAAGUAAAGAAAGACGAGGCCGAACAAAAAGAAUCAAAAUCAGGCGACGUUGCUGCACCUGAGCCUGCAGCUAAAGAAGAGCCUGCCCCAGCGCCUGCUGUUGAAGAGAAAAAGUCUGACAACAAAGAGAUUAUACCUGAGAAGAGCGAACCAGCUCCUGCUAAACAGGAGCAGCCUUUAAACGACAAACCGUCAAGCUCAAGUGAGGAAAGCGCGAGCGAAGAAUCAAAAGAAACCUCAUCUGAAGAGAAAACUGGAGCUCCUGAAUCUUAGAUAAGUAGUGGUGGCGUGCGGCGGCGGACGUGUGUCGACACGCGAGUCUCGACACGCGCCCCCCGCCCGGCGGCCCGCCCCCGCCCGCAGCGUGCAAGUGACGAGUGAGUGAGUGACUGGUGACCGACGCAGACGCGCCGACUGCGUGGAUAACUCCGACUAUUCAUUAGAUCUAGAGACUAUUUAAAUAGCCGAUCCGAAAAUUAUUACCUACGUUGUAGUUAUAAUUUGUCAAAGUAAAUUAUCGAAUUUCCGGUACUAUAAGUAAUAAAAUAUGUUUUUAUAA